AUGCACUUCAAGUCAGUCACCUUCAUGCUAGCCACUGCGGCCAUGAGCAUCAACGCUCAAGAAAUCACCGGUCAGCUCGGUGAUGCCAAAGUCGUGACCAACAACCCCGCCGGCGUCGUGUACGAGGCCCAUCUGCCCGAGACUGCUUUCACCAAGGGGUCGGCCUACGCAGGGGGAGGAAAUGUCAAGGGGUUCAUCAGCGCCACUGCCUCUCCCGACGGUGUUGGUGUCGUCUUCACGGUCAAAUUCUCCAACUUGCCCAAGGAGGGUGGUCCAUUCAAGUACCACCUCCACGCAGCUCCCGGCUCCAAUGGCAACUGCACCUCGACACUCGCGCACUUGGACCCAUUCUUGCGCGGCGAGAACCCUCCUUGCAACGCAUCUGCUCCCCAGAGCUGCGAGGUCGGGGACUUGAGCGGAAAGCACGGCGAGGUCAAGUCUGACCCGUUCGAGGCUACGUACACGGACAAGUUCGCUUCGACACACGAGGGCAUCGGCGCCUUCUUCGGCAACCGCUCAUUCGUCUUCCACUACGCCAACAAGACCCGAAUCAGCUGCGCCAACUUUGUGCGUAAGGGACACAAGGACAACGGGGGCAACUGCAGCUCGCCUGGCCACCCCAAGCCAAGUGGCUCUGGCUCCGCUCCCUCGGGCGUCGCGUCUGGAACCGAAGGCGCGACCCCCAAGCAAACGAGCCCGCCGCCUAUCCCUGCCGGCGCAGCCACGCUCAGCGUUGGAAUGGCCGGCUUCUUCAUCGCCGCGGCUGCCGCUCUUUUACUGCCAAUCGACUUGGCUCCAGGGUUCGGACGGAUGGGCCAACCAGACGAUGCGCAAAGGACGCGAGAAGCCCAACGGUCGUCCGAACCUUGGAGCAAACCACCUGCCUGCUACUGGCAGAUUUGCAGCUCAAUCAACGACAGGGCGAUCAGCUGUCGAGAGAUGCCGGUCGGUCUGAUCUAG
Molecule: messenger RNA, 960 nt
Organism: Pyricularia pennisetigena
Lineage: Eukaryota; Fungi; Ascomycota; Sordariomycetes; Magnaporthales; Pyriculariaceae
Exons: 4
Coding region: 1-960 (319 amino acids)
Biological process (GO): superoxide metabolic process
Molecular function (GO): metal ion binding
Source: RefSeq, a predicted model, not a curated record